Molecule: messenger RNA, 2478 nt
Organism: Arctia plantaginis
Lineage: Eukaryota; Metazoa; Arthropoda; Insecta; Lepidoptera; Erebidae
Source: the annotation of a GenBank genome assembly
AUGGAUGCAGAGAACGAGUACGAAAGAAAGAAAGUUCGUGAUGCAAUUCAAACGAUAGAGACUAUUCAGUCCAUGAUCGACGUUUCAGCUGAUAGACUCGAGGGCCUGAGGACACAAUGCUCGACAAGUGCCGAGCUGACGCAGCAAGAGAUCCGGACCCUGGAGGGUAAACUAGUGAAGCACUUCUCCCAGCAGCUGGUGAUCAAGGCCAGCUUCCGCGAGGAGUUGAGACGGGAGCUUGUCGAUGUGCCCUGCCUCGCGCAAUGGCUCAGAGUGGUGGGGCUCUCUCCCGACUCCAUUGAGGCUGUCGUGUCCCGUAUAGCAUCACUGGAGUCCCUUCGGGAAAGGUCUGACCACGAGAUGCGAGCGCUACUGGCCGGCGCACGAGAUGAGGAGGUGCUGCGGCUGUGUCGAGCGAUGCACCGCCUUCGGACUUAUAUCGAGGCGCUGGGCCGAGGCGAGGGUAAUGCUGAGCUGCAACUGUUCUGGGACUCCUGGGAACGACACGUCCGGGCCUCUCCCCGGGCGCCCAGAGCAAGGCACAAUAACGACCAUCAUAACACCAAUUCUAAGAAAGUAGCAGGUGGCAAGUCCCCCCCAACCCCAGUGUGCAAGCGCAAGCAGAACUCGACCCUACCUCCCCCCGCCGCCCUCACCAAGUCCCGCUCACACGAGUCUCAGCUCUCGGUGAGACCAGACGCUUCUGACCUCAGCGAUAAUAGCCAAUCCUCCGCAGUGGGUACUGCCGAUGGUACACCUCCUGCCUCACCUCACGACACCGAGCCCGAAACCACUCCCUCACAUCGACCACCAGCCUAUUAUAAUAAUAAUGUCGCAGUGGGCGGUGGGGGGGCGCCGCGCUCUCCGCGCACGCCCACGGUGAGCCGGUGCAUGGCGCACGACAUCGCUCACCGCUUCACCAAGAAGUUCAACAUGAUCGCCACCUGCGACUUCUGUGAUAAGCAAAUGCUAUUCGGCUCUGGACUUAAAUGCAAGGAAUGCAAGUUUAAGUGUCACAGAGACUGCGAAAGCAAAGUACCCCCUUCGUGUGGUCUUCCUCCGGAAUUUGUAGACGCUUUCAAAGAGAAGAUCCACAAAGACGGCUACUACGGGUACGUGUCGCCGGUGCCGGGGCGCGGCGCGGGGCUGCUGUCGCUGUCGCACCGCCGCAGGCACCACCCGCCGCCGCCCGCGCACCACGCCCAAUGCCCUGACUCAUCAUCGAAUACCUCGUCGUGCAAUAGUUCGACGCCCUCGUCGCCUGCGCUGGCGCCGCCCAUCACCCCUCACCACCAGCACCACAUCCAUCAUCCACCCACCACUAAGCAACAAUUCCACUUUCCUGAAUUGAAGCCAAUAGUAUCUAGUCCAAAUCACACAAUAGGCACCCACAUACAUGUGCAGUCUCCUGCGAGACAACACGAACAUAAAGAAGAAUUCAACGCUAGCGUAAGAAGUGGCGAGUCGCUGUCGGGCUCCGGUUCGACAGACAGCGGCGGGUGUCAGCGCGGGGACUCGCUCGACCUCUCCAACAAAGGCGACUCGCGCUGGCCCAGACAGAACAGCCUGUCGAUGAAAGAAUGGGACAUCCCGUACGACGAGCUGCGCCUGUUCGAGGUGAUCGGCACGGGGCGGUUCGGCACGGUGUACCGCGGCAGCUGGCACGGCGCCGUCGCGGUCAAGGUGCUGCACGUGCACUCGCUCAGCGACGACUGCGUGCCGCUGGACACCUUCAAACACGAGGUGGCGACGUUCCGCAAGACGCGGCACGAGAACCUGGUGCUGUUCAUGGGCGCGUGCAUGAAGCCGCCGCGCCUCGCCAUCGUCACGUCGCUGUGCAAGGGCAUGACGCUCUACACGCACAUCCACCUGCGCAAGGACAAGUUCACCGCCAACAAGAGUGUUAUCGUUGCGCAACAAAUUUCACAGGGUAUGGGCUACUUGCACGCGCGCGGUAUCAUCCACAAGGACUUGAAAACGAAAAACAUAUUCUUGGAGAACGGGAAGGUUGUCAUCACUGACUUUGGACUGUUUAGCGUCACAAAACUUUGCUUCGGGAAUAAUCUCCGCGGCGACAGCCUGGGCAUCCCGGCGGGCUGGCUGUGCUACCUCGCGCCGGAGCUGUGCCGGGCGCUCACGCCACACGCCAGCCUCAUACUGCCCUUCUCUAAAGCCACCGAUGUCUAUGCAUUUGGCACGGUGUGGUACGAACUGCUGUGCGGCGAGUACCCGUUCAAGAGCCAGCCGCCGGAGGCUGUGAUCUGGCAAGUGGGCAAGGGCGUCAAGCAGUCGCUUGCCAGCAUGCAGGCGUCUAGAGACAUCAAGGACAUCCUGAUGCUGUGCUGGUCGUACCGCUCGCACGAGCGGCCCGACUUCCCGGCGCUGCUGAGCACGCUGCAGAAGCUGCCGCGCAAGCGCCUCGCGCGCUCUCCCUCGCACCCCGUGCACCUGUCUCGCUCCGCCGACUCCGUCUUCUGA